AUGGCGGCACUGCGGUCGGCUUUCUCCCAGCUACGGGACAUCCUGUCCCUGGCACAUCUCAUCACCGAGAGUAACAUCAAGGCUUUUGUCGCGCCGACCGUGCUUAACGGUUUGCUGGCUGUGGGAUCCGGGGGCGUAACGGCGGACAUUCCCAGCUGGCUGGACCUGGCCACGGCCUUCCCCAAGAUAGCGCUCUACAUUUGGCUCUACGACCUCUACUUCGAUUGCAGCAACCAGAAGGACCCGGGAUCCAUCGAGGAGGACAGGCUCAACAAGCCCUGGCGGGCGAUCCCGUCGGGACGACUCAGCAUCGAGGCCGCAGAGCGCUGGUACCGGUGCUCGGUUUGCAUCCUGCCCGCGGUCGCCCUCUGGUUCGGCGCCCUUCCUGAGGCGAUCGCCUUCAUGUUGGAGACCCAGGCCUAUGACCGCCUGGAAGGUGGUUCGACCUGGUGGGGCCGGUCGAUCAUCAACCCGCUCUUCUUCUCGACCAGCCAACUUGGUGCGAUCCGUGUGGCAGCGGGAGGAUUCACAACCGUGAACAAAGUGUGCUACGAGUGGUGCUUCAUACACGCACUGUUGAUUCUCACGACUAUUCACACCCAAGAUUUCCGGGAUCUGGACGGUGACAAGGCCCGCGGCAGGAACACGCUGCCCCUGGCCCUGGGCGACGGGGUCACCCGCGUCCUCAUGUCGUCCUUCAUUGUCUUCUGGUCCUUUGCUUGCCCGGCCUACUGGGAGUGCUCCGUCGUGGGCUACCUGCUGCCAGGGCUUCUCGGAAUCUUCGCGGCUGCUCGCUUCCUGCUCUGCAGAACACGCAAGGCGGACCGUUUCAGCUUCAACGUCUACAGCUUGCUGUGGCUGCCGGCAAUCUACGCCACCCCUGCGUUCAGCCAAGCCGUAGCGAGGGCGGCGUAA
Messenger RNA from Diaporthe citri, 915 nucleotides. RefSeq lists its product as uncharacterized. Bases 1 to 915 code for a protein of 304 amino acids. Gene Ontology annotation, molecular function: transferase activity, transferring alkyl or aryl (other than methyl) groups. The record is from RefSeq and is a predicted model, not a curated record. Lineage: Eukaryota; Fungi; Ascomycota; Sordariomycetes; Diaporthales; Diaporthaceae. The transcript has 2 exons. Gene Ontology annotation, cellular component: membrane.